Messenger RNA from Saprolegnia parasitica CBS 223.65, 2191 nucleotides. RefSeq lists its product as hypothetical. The transcript is spliced from 6 exons. The coding region runs from base 8 to 2149 and encodes 713 amino acids. Gene Ontology annotation, biological process: double-strand break repair via break-induced replication; DNA replication initiation; DNA replication. Gene Ontology annotation, molecular function: DNA replication origin binding; 3'-5' DNA helicase activity; single-stranded DNA binding. The record is from RefSeq and is a predicted model, not a curated record. Gene Ontology annotation, cellular component: MCM complex; nucleus. Lineage: Eukaryota; Oomycota; Saprolegniomycetes; Saprolegniales; Saprolegniaceae.
UGGCAAAAUGGACUGGGACCAAGGCGCGGUGACGUCGCUCGCCGGCGGCGCGGGCAGCGCAGGCAGCGCCAGCACCAACUCCAACUACGACUUGACGCGGCGCUGCGUGAGCUUCCUCCGCGGCUUCCGCGAGGACACGACCUUUGUGUACCGGCAGCAGCUCACGUCGCACGUCCGCCGGUCGCACCUCCUCCUCGAGAUCGAGCUGCGCGACCUCACGUCGUACGACGCCGAGCUCGGCGACAUGCUCUUGACCAAGCCAGCGACGAUGCUGCCGCUGCUCGAGACUGCGGCCGCGACCGUCGCGAAAGGCUCGACGAGCCACAUCCAGGUCGUGCUCAAGAGCGCGUCGCUCGAAUCCCUCCGGCUGCGCGAUAUCCACGCGACGCAGGUCAACCGCCUCGUCAAAGUGCCAGGCAUCAUCAUCAGCGCGUCCAAAGUCCGCGCCAAGUGCAUGUCGGUGAUGGUCCAAUGCAAGACGUGCGGCCACACGAAGAAGCUGCCUUGCCCCAACGCGUUCUCGGGCGUCCAGCUGCCGCGGAGCUGCGAGCGCCAAGCCGAGAACCAAGGCGAAGGCGCAUUGCAGAGCGAUGCGUGCGCCAAAGACUCGUACAUCAUCGUGCCCGACAAGUGCGAGUACGUCGACCAGCAGACGCUCAAGCUGCAGGAGAGCCCCGAGGUCGUGCCGACCGGCGAGAUGCCUCGGAACCUCCUCCUCUCGUGCGACCGGUACCUCGUCGACCGCGCGCCGCCAGGCACACGCGUCUCGAUCCUCGGCAUCUCUAGCGUCUUCAACUCGGGCGCCAAGCGCCAGGUCGGCGCGAUUGCGAUCCGCACGCCGUACUUGAAGGUCGUGGGCAUCGAGAUUGACGAAGAGGGCGCAGGCCGCGCCCGCGCGGUCUUUACGCCCAGCGAAGAAGAAAAAUUUCACGAAAUGGCACGCGACCCAGACCUCUACGAGAAGCUCGCGACGAGCAUUGCACCGUCGAUUUACGGUGACUACACGGUCAACAUCAAGAAAGCCAUCGCGUGUCUUCUCGUCGGCGGCUCCCGCAAGCGCCUUCCCGAUGGCAUGAUCCUGCGCGGCGACAUCAACGUGCUUUUGCUGGGCGAUCCGUCGACGGCCAAGUCGCAAUUUCUGAAAUUCACCGAGAAAGUCGCGCCCGUUGGCGUGUACACGAGCGGGAAGGGCAGCUCGGCGGCCGGUCUCACGGCGUCGGUCAUCAAGGACGCAAAAGGCGAGUUCUUUCUCGAGGGCGGUGCGAUGGUGCUGGCCGACGGCGGCGUCGUGUGCAUUGACGAGUUCGACAAGAUGCGCGAGAGCGACCGCGUCGCGAUCCACGAAGCCAUGGAGCAGCAAACGAUUUCGAUCGCCAAAGCCGGCAUCACCACGAUCCUCAACUCGCGGGCCUCGGUGCUCGCGGCCGCCAACCCCGUGUUUGGCCGGUACGAUGACAUGCGCAGCGCGAGUGACAAUAUUGAUCUCAUGAGCACCAUCUUGUCGCGCUUCGACAUGAUCUUUAUCGUCCGCGACAUCCAAGACGAUGCGCGCGAUCGGCAAAUGGCCGCGCACGUCGUCAAAGUGCACACCAACUCGCUCCAGGCGCAGGACGAAAAGCAAGGGGAAAUCGAGCCCUGGCUCAUGAAGAAGUUCAUUACGUACUGCCGCACGCGGUGUGCGCCUCGCCUCGGCAUCGAAGCCACGCAGGCACUCCAAGACUUUUACGUGAGCGUUCGCGACGAAGUGCGCACGCAGACGCAAGAGGCGACGAUCCCGAUCACGGUGCGGCAGCUCGAGGCGCUCGUCCGCAUCAGCGAGAGCCUCGCCAAAAUGCAGCUCAAGCCGCAAGCGACCGUCGAGCACGUGUACGAGGCGAUCCGCAUGUUUCGCGUCUCGACGAUGAACGCGGCGAAGGACGGCGGCACGCAGGGUAUGUUUGGCGGCUUCCACGAGAAAGCGCAGGAGGUCGAGGCUUCGAUCCUGCGCACCGUCCAAAUCGGCACGCGCGUCGAGACCCACGCACUCUACUCGAAGCUCGAGUCGCAGGGCCACAACCCGAACGCGAUCCAGCGCGCGAUUCGCGGCAUGGUGCAAAAGGGCUCGCUCAAGCAAAUGAACCAGUUCAAGUACGUCGUCCGUGCGAUUUAACUAGUUUUUACGGCGAAAUACAUACGUUGCUGCAUGUUUCGA